AUUUGCGACCGAAACGUCCGUUGAAUGAUGAUUAUCAGAGAAUAUUCAUUGUCUUUUGGUUUUGUUGGUUCAUUUUUAUGCGGCUGAGAUUUCCCUUCCAUUUAACUUGGUAAGGCCGCUUCCUGUCGUUUGCGGAUCAUUCUUCGCGAUACCCUGACCAGAGCAUGGAUUGCUGUUGCUGAAGAUGUCUUCAUUUCUCUCCAAGGCGGCAUCAGAUCCGCGGGUACAGUUGGCCACUACAGCCAUCAUCUCCGGCGCGACGGUCGCAUGCCUCAUAUUUGGCUAUCAGUCCUUAGCUAGGGAAGAAAGACUCGAUGAGUUGAAGCGUUCCAUCCCCCCUCCGACAGAUACUACAUCCACCCUUGACAAGGUUAGAAAAACCGGCGGCACUCUUCCGCCCGUCGACAAGGAAGAUGCUCGGAACGAAGCACUGGCGAGGCGAGCGCAAGCGGGGGACUUCGACGACGAGCUCAUUCUAGAGCAGCUGGCCCGGAACCGCGUCUUCCUCAAAGACGAAGGGCUGGAAAAGCUGCGCAAGUCGUUCGUCAUCGUGGUAGGCUGCGGCGGCGUUGGGUCACACUGCACCGCCGCGCUCGCCCGGUCCGGGGUCUCCAAGAUCCGGCUCAUCGACUUCGACCAGGUCACGCUCAGUUCGCUCAACCGCCACGCCGCCGCCACGCUGGCGGACGUGGGGAUGCCCAAAGUCCAGUGCCUCUACCGGCGCCUGAUCGCCGUCACGCCCUGGGUGAAGUUCGACCUGCGUCUGCAAAAGUUCGAGGGCGAUGUCGCCGACGACGUGCUCUCGCCGUGGACGGAGGACGGCCAGCCGCCCGACUUCGUGGUGGAUGCUAUCGACAACAUCGACACCAAGGUCGCGCUGCUGAAGUAUUGCCACGACCGCAAAAUCCCCGUCAUCUCGAGCAUGGGGGCCGGCGCGAAGAGCGACCCGACGCGGAUCAUGAUUGGUGAUAUCGGGACUAGCACGGAUGACGGCCUGUCGCGGGCGACGCGGAGGAGGCUGAAGCUGCAGGGCGUCACGAGCGGGAUACCUGUCGUCUACUCCAACGAGAAGGCAGGCGAGGGCAAGGCCGAGUUGCUGCCUCUUCCGGAAGAUGAAUUCCAGAAGGGCAAGGUCGGGGAUCUGGGGGUGCUCCCCAACUUCCGCGUACGAAUUCUACCGGUUCUUGGAACCAUGCCGGCGGUGUUUGGAUACACCGUCGCCAACUACAUCAUUCUGAGCAUCACGGGAUAUCCGCUGGACAACAGCGUGAAUAAGAACCGCGACAAGAUGUACGACGGCAUCUUGGGCCUCGUCCAAGCCAGUGAAGAGAGGCUCGUGCGGUAUUCAGAGGGCACAAGCGCCGAUCUCGAUGUCGCCAGGGGCCUGCGACUGCCGCUAACACCAGGCGACGUGGCGUUCCUUGUCGAGGAGCUGUACAAGGGCCGCAGCGCCAUCACGGGCGUGCCGACGAGGCUUUCCCUAGUCCGGUGGCGGAAGCCGGAAGGCACGCCCCUCAUAAGGAUAGGAGAAGGGCUAGAGGAGCAAAAGAGCUCGAACGUUAGGCUGGGUGAUUUGGUCUGUAUGACCAAGGAUGAGGCAUCGAGGCAUGAGAAGACUAUCUUGAUGGGUGUUGGUCGUAUCGAGGAUCUCUACGAUGAGCAGACGAUUUCCAAAGUGGAGGAGAGGAUUAAAGAGGCACAAGAGUCUGAGAGAUACAGAUCAUAGUGACUCAAAUAAGGCCGUCUCUUGGUACCAAGCCGUAGAGGCAAGUAUCUAGUGUAGAAAUCUGCAGAAUAUGUUGCCUGC
This is a messenger RNA of Sodiomyces alkalinus F11, 1807 nucleotides long. RefSeq names its product ubiquitin-protein ligase molybdopterin-converting factor. Lineage: Eukaryota; Fungi; Ascomycota; Sordariomycetes; Glomerellales; Plectosphaerellaceae. Gene Ontology annotation, molecular function: tRNA threonylcarbamoyladenosine dehydratase activity; ubiquitin-like modifier activating enzyme activity. The coding region runs from base 185 to 1726 and encodes 513 amino acids. The transcript has 3 exons. Gene Ontology annotation, biological process: cyclic threonylcarbamoyladenosine biosynthetic process. The record is from RefSeq and is a predicted model, not a curated record. Gene Ontology annotation, cellular component: mitochondrial outer membrane.